CGUCUCUACAGAUCUGUAUGUCUGCUAUAGAUCUGAAAUGUGAACAGCUCAGUUAUAAAUUUGCUGUGGACAGACAAUUACAUUAUUUCUAUUAGAAGUAGCAACACAUUUCAUUUUUAAAUUGAUAUUAUACGUCAAACAAAAUAUCUCACCAUGAGUAAUUUUUCUAAAGUAAUCGAUGUGAACGAAUUCGGUCCACGUAUUAUUAUUAAUAAUUAUAAUAGCUUCUUUCACGAAAACAUUUGCCACGUCUGCAAGAAACUAAACAAUGGAUCUUUUAUAUCAUGUAAUCUGUGCGAUAUGAUCUCUUAUUGCACUCGUGAACACAGAUCAUUGCAUCGUCCACAACAUAUGCAGAUUUGUGAAUAUAUAAACCGAUUUUUACGAGAGAAUGAAAUACGUCGAGACUGUGCUUUAAGUUUAACUAAUUGGAUCACGUUAAGACAACAAUUUCUAAGCUCAAUUAAAAAAUGGAUUCCACGUAAGCUAAAGCCGUAUGAAGAACAGAUGAUUCUUUUUGCAAAAUCAUGUUCUAUUUGUCAUAGACAGAUUAAUUUGGAACACUGUAGAACGUGUUAUUCGGAAUAUUAUUGCAUUGACCACGUACAGGUAUUUCAAGGUUUGCACGAGCCAAAAUGCCAACAGUUUAUAUUGUAUAUCAACAUUAAUAUCUGGGUUCUUGUACACAAAUUCACUGUGUCAAAAUUCACUAAUAUUAUUCUUCGAAAAGAACCAUUUAAUGACAUGAAUACAUUUUUGACAACAUAUGUGAAUCCUGACAUAGAAAUCUUACCUGAGCCUGAAAUAUAUUCUAAAUAUUUCUACUGUGAUUAUGCAUCAGGACCGUUAACAUUCUAUUAUGGAAUGAAGAUUGCUGGUUUAUAUCCACUACACCCAUUUCAACAAAAUAAAUAUGUUAUGCACAUGAUAGCACUAAAUACUUUAGAAAGAGAAUAUUUAAAUGCUUGGGAAAUUCUUUUACAUCUCUUACAGCACAUAAGGAAACUAACAAUUGUACUAGUAGGACCAAAUUUUAAGCAGGAUCAUUAUGACAUAGAACUUUGUUCUUUCUGCAAGAACGGAAGUGCAAUGCUUCAUGUUGAAAUUUAUAAUACAUUUUACCAUAUGUAUGUAGUCGGUCCGUCUUUUAAACAACCAGAUACAAUUGUAGAAUUUCAAGCAGAUUUUAGUUAACAUGAGUGGACAUGUUCGCGGAACAUAUUUUUAUUACG
Molecule: messenger RNA, 1232 nt
Organism: Odontomachus brunneus
Lineage: Eukaryota; Metazoa; Arthropoda; Insecta; Hymenoptera; Formicidae
Exons: 2
Coding region: 154-1194 (346 amino acids)
Cellular component (GO): extrinsic component of mitochondrial inner membrane
Source: RefSeq, a predicted model, not a curated record